GAUAAAUAUUGGGUCGGAUGAGCUCAUAUUGUUGUUAAGCCAUAGGUGGGGUUCAGGGGAUAUUGGAUUCUAUUAGAUAUGCAGUCUACCACAUAACAACUACCCCUCAUAUAGCCUUGCUUCCCUUGGAUAUGUUCCCCUCAAUAAUGCAUAGGAAUCACGUAAAGAUGGGCAAAGGCCUAGAUGGAAAAAAAACGUGUAUACACAUUUACUAUUUUACCGACCUUUCCCACCAUUUCUAAGAAUAACAAGAGAAGCAGUAGUAAGAAUUUUUUUAUCUACAUCUUCCAGUAAUUUCUACUUUUGGAACUCCAUUUGAAGAAAACCAUUUGCAGAUUACCCGGGAACGAAAAGAGACAGGCAUUCAUGUUCCCCACAACAGGUCUUACAACCAGUAUAUAAAGCCUCACAACACAAACACCAAACUCACCAUCUUGACUUACAAGCUAUUCUUAAACUACUACUCUAGCAACAAGAAGCCAUCGCUUGUCUGAUACUUCCAUUAUUCAUAAUUCUUCUUAUUAGUACCAGUGGAACCUCAUGGUUCAUUCAUCUUCAAAUUAGGGUACUCAAAACUCCUAUAAUCAUGUUAAGUAGAGUAGAAAAAUUGACUAGACUGCUAUGUUGUCUAGAUAGAGUACCAUGCUAUCACCCAAGACUGUAGUUCCUUAUGCAAAUAACUUCUCUGGAUUACUUUGCAUGCCUUUUAAUAGAAGUUAGGGCUACAACUUAUAACAAAAGGAUUAAUAAUAUUUCCCAUUGCCAUGUGAGAUUUAGGCUACAUGCAAAGGGAGUUAUGUCAUAUAACUCUUGUUUGGCUGCACUGAGAAUUGAUGAAACCUAAAUUUCUUAUCAUUUACCCCUUCAAAUGAAUAUUAUUAAACAGGAAAAAUGAGCUGGUCCGGAGGAGAUUGGAUGUGUGGUGCUUGCCAGCACAUUAAUUUCAAGAAGAGGGACGUAUGCCAGAGUUGUGGAUACCCCAAGUAUGGAGGUCCUGACCCUUCAACCUAUAGAUACAACAGGACUGAAGCGUUGGCAGGGGACUGGUAUUGCACCGCUAUGAACUGUGGAGCUCAUAACUAUGCCAGCAGAUCAAGCUGCUAUAGAUGUGGUGCAUUGAAAGAUGAUUAUUCUUCAGGAUAUGGGGGGAACAUGGCAGGUUCUGGAGGAUAUGGAUCUGAUAGCAGUUUCCCUCCAGGAUGGAAGACUGGAGACUGGAUUUGCCCAAGAAUUGGCUGUGGAGUGCAUAAUUAUGCUAGCAGGACAGAAUGCUAUAAAUGCAAAAUCCCAAGGGAUUUUGGUGAGAACAGUUUAGUCUUCCGGCAGUUUCGUCUGUCCAGUUCUUUAGAAAAUGCCAUUUAACCUCGGUUCCAAUGAUAAAUUUAUUACUUCUGUUUCAGGUGGUGCAGACUGAAAGAAGAAAUUUCAGAAGACCUGCAAUAUCACUGAUUUGCCUCAACAUUCUAUCUUGCUUUCCCUAUGUUAAGCUCUAGAUAAAUCAUGGAUGAAGACCCUCUGUUAGAAUCAUAGCAAUGUAUUUUCAUUAGAGAGGAUACCCAGCAUUUUUUGUUUCUUGCUAGAUGUACUGACAAGAAGGUUAUGAAAUCCAUAUAUACUAUUUUCCAUAUUCAUUGCUAAUAUAAUUAAGCUUUAGAACUUACGUUAA
Gastrolobium bilobum is the source of this 1666-nucleotide messenger RNA. RefSeq names its product RNA-binding protein involved in heterochromatin assembly dri1-like. Gene Ontology annotation, cellular component: cytoplasm. The record is from RefSeq and is a predicted model, not a curated record. Bases 892 to 1362 code for a protein of 156 amino acids. Gene Ontology annotation, molecular function: mRNA binding. NCBI's taxonomy places the organism in Eukaryota, Viridiplantae, Streptophyta, Magnoliopsida, Fabales, Fabaceae. The transcript has 3 exons.